UGUCGGGGAGGGGAGAGGACGCGAGGGGGGUCGCCGCCCGCCCCAUGUCCCCAGCCCGGGCCCUGGAGGCUCCUCCUGCCUUCCUCGCCCUUGCUCGGAGCUUCUCAGGCUCGUAGGGAAUAAUGGGGCUCUGAGGUCCACAAACGCAGACAAAAAGUGGAAGCAGCCGCAGCUGCCGCGCGAACAUCGGGCGGGCGCGACGGCCCCGGGGCGGUUGGGGUUUAGCAGGAGUGUUUUAAGGUUGAAUCACAGGCCGCCUACGAGCGGCGAAAACGCGUAAGAUCUCCCGGCCCCUCUGGAGGCUCCUGCCUGCGGCCACUUCUUGAAAAAGGAUUACGUUCCAUACCCGCUCGACUGGAUUUCUUUCCGGGAGGAGCAGGUCUCACAAGAUUGGGGUCAGGGCCGGAAGAGUUAAGGUUUGGGAGUCAAAUGCAUGUGACAGACCUCCCCCUCCACUCCCUAAAUUGUGACUUUGGACAAGUUAAACUGUAUAACCACCACCACCACCAUCUCAGUUUCUUCUGUAAAAUGGAGCUUUAGUGCCUCCCAGCAGCGUGGUUGUCAAGAUUAAGUGAAUAUGUGGACUGCCCAGCACUGUUAAGCCCUCAAACGUUAAUUGCCUUCCUCCUAUUGGUUCCUUCCUCCUCGAGGCCUAUUAGCGUUUAUCCUUCUGCGACUUGAACCCAACCGUUAGUACUAAAGAGGACUGAGAAAGAAAAUCACAUUUAUGCAGUGGAUUGUGUUAUAAGGAACUCUUGGAACUCCCCAUGCCUGGGGGUUACGGAGUGAUGGGUGACGAUGACUCUAUGGAUUACAGCGUUCAUGAGGCCUGGAACGAAGCCACCAACGUUUACCUGGUAGUAAUUCUCGUUAGCUUCGGCCUCUUCAUGUAUGCCAGGAGGAAUAAAAGGAAAAUUAUGAGGAUAUUCAGUGUGCCACCUACAGCAGAAACUUUGUCAGAGCCCAACUUUUAUGACACAAUAAGCAAAAUUCGUUUAAGACAGCAACUGGAAAUGUAUUCUAUUUCAAGGAAGUAUGAGUAUCAGCAGCCACAAAACCAAGCCGACAGUGUACAGCUCUCGUUGGAAUGAAAUCUCAGAAAAUGAGCAACAUGAGUAAUUGUUAAACAGUAUGGUAGCAAGUUCCUAAUUCUACUAAAUCAGGAACAGCAUUUUUUUAAACUUCUGUCUCCAUAAAAUCAUCUUACUUGUGAUUUUUUCCCAAUUAUUUGUGUUUUAUAUUGCUUUUUAAAAUUGUUUCGCCAAGUCAUUUGUUACACAAAUAAAAAUUGGCCCAAAGGCCUGAAAACAGUCUGCAUAUACUGAGGAAGAUAUUACAGAAUAUAAUCAAAGAUGAUGAUUUUACAUUGUGAAGACCUUUGAUUUCUUCAGGAUAUAAUCAGUCAGGAAUGAAAACCCAUCUUGGAUGUGAGAAUCCAGAGCUUAUGCCACUUUGCUUUGAAUAUUUUUGCAAAAUUAAAAAAUGAAAAUCCAGUCAUUGGAAUAAUUUCCUCUCAGAUUGUAUUCUGUGAUGGAUAAUGGACUAAUUUGAGUUCUUACUGCUGUUGUUACCACCCUUUAAUUGAAUUAACUAUUUGCUUUUUCAGAACUUGCACAGUAGACUGUCUUUUCUGCAUCAUGAAGCAUACCCAUCUGCUAAUUGUGGAAGCUUUCUGUGACUGGAAUAUUUUCCCCUUUAAUUGUGUUCGUACGGAUUUGUUUGCUUUGUAUUUUUUUUUUUUUUAAUCCCAUAGUUUCGUUUCUACCACAAGAGUCUUCUUUAGGCCAUACUGGGGCCAUGCUGCUGAAUAAAUGGGCGCCUCUAUUUUGGAAUUGGCAACUUGGUUUACCGUCAUGGAACGAUCAAUGUUUAAUGUAACGAUCAAUGUUUAAUGUAACUGUCUGGUUUCUUAACGCUUUUUUAGCAUAAGCUUCCCUGAAGACUCUCAUAUCUUGUACCAUUUCAUACUGUACAUUGAAAUGUUUUUACCUAACUUUUAAUAUUUAUUUAGAUAAAAGUUGGUUGGAGGUGGUGGCAGGGAAGUUUAACUGUCCAUGUAAAUGGCCAAGAAUUAGUUUUUGAAUUAAAGCUAUUCUUAGUUUUAAGAGUUAGAGUUAAUAUUUCAGCAUUACUUUUUUUUCCCUUUAUAAUUGUGAAAUAAAAGAAUAUAAAUUUAAAUGAAAGGUUUAGACCAAAUAAAAAAAUUCAGGGAAACUUUAUUUACUUUUAAAAUAUAACUAUGUCACACUCAAAAAUGUAUAUAUUGUAUAAGGUGAAUUGUUGACCAAGUAGAAUAAUUCUUUCUUAACUCACAAAUAAGUGAAUGCACCACCUAUACAUAGAAUGAAAAACCAUUUAUAGCUAAAAGGAUUGUAAACAGUUAUAAUUACAGGCCGGGGGUAGCAGAGCAGCAAGGAGACAAUCUUCUUAAACUUUGCUUUGCUCUUUGGAGAACCACUGUAUAUUUCCAUGAGCAGAUAAUGUGAUCGGGACCAGGAACAGUUUACUUGCUGUCACUGACUUGUGGCACAGUCUGGACAAAUUACAAAAACUGGCUAUCUCAGAUGACUUGUAAAAAUGGUGUACAUAAAUAAAUAUAACUGACUGUGAUUAUUUUUAUUUGCAUCCACUAGAUAGAGGCAGUUAUAGCUAAAAUCCAGUAGGUCACUUGGUGAGCAUCAAAUCUUGCCAAAUAAGAGAGGAUGAAUUCCUCAUUUUUCUCCAAAGCUACCUGAUGGGAAUCACUCACCCCCACUGGCAGGAACAACAGAAAGUCUGCCUUUGAAGUUUCUUCUCUGCUUCAACAGCUGAACUGGAAAAGGGGUGGAAGCCUGCACACUUCAAAGCAGCACCAGCUGAUUAUUCUGCUUCUGCCCCCCAAAUCCACCAAAGAUUCAACGAAAUUAUUUUCUUUGGAAGAAAACUGGAAUGACUAAUAAACUGGUAACUAACA
Messenger RNA from Rhinolophus ferrumequinum (greater horseshoe bat), 2953 nucleotides. RefSeq names its product small integral membrane protein 19 (gene SMIM19). The transcript has 4 exons. The record is from RefSeq and is a predicted model, not a curated record. NCBI's taxonomy places the organism in Eukaryota, Metazoa, Chordata, Mammalia, Chiroptera, Rhinolophidae. Bases 768 to 1091 code for a protein of 107 amino acids.